AUGGACUCGAGUGAGGUAUUAAACUUUGUGAUUAUUGUUAGUAGCAUAUCCAUGCAACCAAGUAAAGGGAUAAUUGCAUGUUUACUUUUCAGCCUGGCCAUAUAAACUGUUUAAUCCUAUCUAUAAAUCCCAUAAAAUCCUAUAAAUCUAAUCGGCUAACAUGCCUGGCCAUAUUUAUUACACUGUUUUAUUGUGUCAACAGAUGAUGAUUAAUGUCUCAAUCAAUUCCAUGGGUGCCCAACACCCCCCCGGGCGUUUGUCGGGCUUUUGUCAUUUUGGCGAAAAAACGUUGCAAAUGCCCCAGUAUGGGGUCCAAAUAAUGCAACAAAAUCCCCACCCUUGGGGACUUAUAUUGACGCAAAUGCCCCACCCUUGGGGGACAAAAUAUAAGUUUUCUGAGGAUUUCUGAUCCAAAAAAUCAAAUCCAAGCUCUAUCACGUAUCAAUUUAUCUGUAUUUAAAAUCGAUUCUAUAGGCAUUUCGUUUUAAAACGUUUUUAAUUAAAAUAUUGAAGUCUCAAAACUUUAUAUAGCAAUAUCAAACUGCAGAAGUAAGUCAAUGUAUCAACAGGAUGGACAAGAAAAAAGUCUUGUGUUAUUCCGCCAUGAUUAAUUUGCGAUACGCACGCUGGUGUAAACAUGCGUACUAAAGUACGGCUAAAUGGCGAAACAAGCGAUAAAUAUUCGACUUUUUAGCCUCGAGUAAAUUCCCCACCCCGGGGCUAACCUGCAGAAAGCAAAUGCCCGACCCUGGGAACAAGUACAGUUGAGAAUGCCCGGGGGGGUGUUGGGCACCCAUGGAAUUGAUUGAGACAUAAGUUAAUAAUUAGCCUUUCUCACGCCGCCAUUUUUGGGUGGCUUUUCGGCCAAAGUCUGCGAGAUAAGUCCACAUAACAGCGAUUUUUUAUAAUUUUUUGGACAAAUGAUGGUAAAUUUGCUUUGUAAAUGGUUAGUUUAUUUUGAAAAAUUGAUUUUCACAUUGUUUUAAUUGUCUGCAUUGGUUAAUGAGAAUUAGAUGCCACCCAAAAAUGGCGGAUAUUCGUCAUUGUGCGAAAGGCUAAUUAACAUAUAGCAUACAAUAUUUUGAUCUCAGUUUUAGUGCAAAGUAAUUCAGUUUGCAUCACCUAAUUAACAUGGUCAACAUUUUUAAUGAGGUCAACAUUGUUAACAAUGCCAAUAAAAUACAGGGUCAUAUUAACGAGGGCAUCACCAUGUUAACGAGGUUAUUAAUUACCCUAUCCUAAUUUCUCUACCCACUAAAACGUAGGUUGACGAUAUCAAACAUGCUGCUCAAAAACUGCUAAGCGAAGGCAACUACUUACAAUCACUGGAAGAAUUCUCCACGAUCCUUGUUAACCAUCCUAAUGACCAAGAGGCUCUAGAAGGAAGACUUUCUGCUUGUCUCGAGCUUAAACUGUUUCACAGAUGCCUAAAAGAUAUUGAAACAUUGAUUCAAAUAAAUCCUUGUGACACAAAGGUAAAGUAUACAUUUUUUCAGGCAAGCAAAAAAUGUUUGAAAUUAAUAAAUUAUUAAUGAUAGUUUUGGCAAUGGUAGUCAAACAGGUUGAUAGGUCAGCAUUUAGGUUGGCAUUGCCGAAUGCCGACCUCGCCAAUUUCGAGGGCUGAUUACUAUCAUAUUGCAUGAUUGCACCCUACUUUUUUAUUUUGCCCUGUCUAAUGCCAGACAGUUUUAAUCGUUAAUGGGAGAGAACGCUCAUUGGGUUAAUUUAUGUUGAUUGCAUUAAUUUUGUCUACCAAUGAUUAAACUGACUAACUCAUUGGCAAUUAGGGACCGGUCAUAAAGUAGAGGGGGGGGGGGCUAUGAAAAAUUGGGGGUGGGUCACUAUUUUUCAACACGUCGAAAAGGGUGGGUCAGGAAAAUUUAUGCACUGCAUUAGGGGUGAGUCAGGUAAAAUUAUUCACGUCUCACAAUUUAAUAAAUAGCAAAUAAAAACUUUUGCGAAAUCUCUUUAACCUAUUAACUUUAUAUAUUAAACAACAAGAAUUCACAUUUGUAUACAGUACAUUGGGAAGUGUUCUAGCUACCGUAGUCUACUCAAUGUACUGUCAUGCAUUAUGUUUGGACAUAGUUGAAUUAUGUUCAAGAGUCGGUCGGCGUGUUACAACAUUUCAAUCUCAGAGAUUUUUCGGGGAUUCUGACUAAACUAGUAAAGAAUCGUGGUAAGCCAAUGCUGCCAACGUACGCGCACCUAUCUACAUUACCGUACAGUACAUUAUCUACAUGACGGGGGUGGGGGUCACUAAGAUUUCUGCUCUAAUCUAGGGGUGGGCCACCUCAAUUUAUUGUCACAGUUUGGGGGUGGGUCACUGUAAACCAGUCUUUAAAAAAUCAAUUUUCAUAGCCCACUUCUACUUUAUGACCGGUCCCUUAGGUUGCAAUUUGAAGUCACCUGAAGUACAGGACAAGUUUAAUGUACAAAUUUUUAGAAGCUCCCCAUAAAAAUUUCAAGAUGGCAGCCGACAAAUGGAAAAAGUUUAGCAGCCAUUAAGCUGGGCUGAAACCAUGAACUUAUAGCUUGAUUUGUGUUGUUUUUCUUAAUCAAACAGGUCCAUAAUUUGGCUGGACAAAUUUAUGAACAAAUUGGUGCAUAUAAGAAGAGCAUUUGUGCUUAUCUUAAAGCGUACUUAUACGAACAACAAACAGACUAUCGCCUUGAAACAGUACAGAAAAUAAGCCAGUUAUGUUCUAAACUUUUGGGGGAAACACACGCCGAAAUACCAGGUAAAAACGUUAGAAUUUAUAAGCCCAUUUUUAAGUGAUAUUUUUGGGUAGAUUUCAAACCAUUUUUAUCCACAAUUUACGUGAUUUAAAACAAGUGAACCUUAAAUCCUUCUUCUAGUAUUCUAUAUAAAAUUUUAUAUAGAUUUCAAACCAUUUCAGCAAGUGUUAUUUCAACCUACCUGCAUAAAAGUUUAAAUUUGCCUCCAUUAUUGAAAUUUAAAUACCUUCACAUGAUUCGUUCCAGUCCCUCGAGGAAAAUGGCCGAGCAGCCUCGCGCCAUAUAAACCAGGGUAAACGCAUACGAGGUUUUUCUAACUUUUGGUAACGCCAAAUUAAACUAAAGCUAUUAAUAUAUUGGUCCAGUAUUAGUACAAGAUGAAACUGGACUACCCCAAAAAAAUCCGCUUGUGUUCAGCGACUGGCCAGUGAAAUCUUUUUAUGGCUUUCUUUUUAGGAAAAAGUAUUGACGGUUUCGAAAGCCUUGUCGUGCUUUCUCAAAAGUUAGCAGAACAAGAAAAAUUCCAAGUCUGUCUUGAAAUUAUAGUUACUGCAAUAGAGAGCCAUUGCUUGGACGAGUUUGCGUUAAAAGCUUUCAAGAGUGAGCUAAACAUUUGCUCAAAAAAGGAUAACAUUAUAAGGGAAAAUAUCUCAAAAAAAAUACCAGAAAUAGUAAUUUGUACUGUUGGAGAUAGCAGAAAUAUGGAAAAUGCUUUUGAGCAGCUUACAGAACGCGAAAAUACCGAGAGAAUUUCGAAAUCUGAAACUGAACUGGUCACGAGCUCAAAAACACUACAAGACAAAGUGAACGAGAAAAGCUCUGUCCUGAAUGCUUCGCAUUCAUCUCAUAGCGCUUCGCAAGCCUCGCACGAAGUGGAAAAUUCGGAAAGUACUUUCGACCAUGCUGAACAUUCCGACAGUUCAACAAAACCACCAACCCAACUGACAUUUCUAUCGAACACCGACCCACAAACUAUUAACAACAUGCUUUUACAAGCAUCCAAAUGCUGCUACAAACUUCGACAGCUAAAAACAUCGCUAUGGUUCGCAGACAAGUUCUUACAAAACUCUCAAACGUCUGAGGAUAUUGUCGCCAUACUAAAAUCGUACAGCCAACUUGGGUUUUUGCAUACUAAAUACGGUGACUACAAUUUUGGGGUUUUGUGUUACACCAAAGUGCGGUCAAAAUGCCGGGAGCGUUUGGCGGCUAAUUACGCGCUGGGAAAAGCGGAUAUGGAGAUUUCAGCAAUUGAACAAGAAACUAUUUUGAAGCUGUGUUUGCUGUGUAAGGGUUUGGGGCUUUAUGAAGAGGCCGAAGAGUUUUUGAAAGAGUUCUUUUCGAAAGUCGAUGUAGUCGAGCAAGACAGUUUAGUGACAGCGUAUGGCGUUUUGGGCGAGACAGAGUUAGCCCAAGGACGAUACGACGAGGCGAUAAGAAGUUUUAAAACUCAGUUAGCGUUGUGUCUUAAAUACAACGAUCAAAAAGGCCUCGUCUUAGUGUACAGCAACCUCGGCAAAGCUUACCAAGCCUCUGGAAAGAGCAUAUUGCCUAUGGAAUGGUUUCAAUUAAGUCUUCACACAGCCAAUACGGUGAACGAUUCUCUCUGCUCGGCAAUCGCAUAUGGCAGCGUCGGUGAGAGCUUGCUAUUUCAAAACAAUCCUCAACAGGCCUUACCAUAUUUUGAAAAACAACUAGAUCUUAGCACUGCUAUCGACGAACAGGCAGUCCGAGUUCAAGCGCUAUUUUCCUUAGGGAAAACGUACCAAGACUUAGGACUGUUCCAACACGCUGAAUUUUUUCUCACACGAGCUCUACUCGAAGCCAAAGAUGUGAGAAUGCAUCUAGAAGAGAAAAUUAAAGAAAGUUCAGUUCAAGUUUUGCUAACUUUGGGCAAAUAUAACGAGGGGUUCAAGUUCUUGUAUGAAAUGCGUGAUCGUUUGGAGUCGAAGUUUCACAGAGUGAGUCGAUAUAAGAUCGUUACAUCCCAUCCACUGCUGGAUAAACUUAACACAUGUGUUGAUCAGAUCUUGGAACGGCUAGCUGAGGAAGGACGUUUCGAUGAAGCUUUUCAAUCAGCGGAGAGAAGCAACUCUAUUCUACUCAACCAAAUGUUAUCCUACAAAGCGUAUGUUCAAGGCUCAGAUAUGGUUUCCACUAACAAGAGCAUGAAUCUCACCGAAUUAUACCAGGUUGUCAAUGAUGCCAAUAAGGUUGUGUUGUAUUACAGAGUUGUACGGAAUGGUUUUAUGGUAUGGAUUAUUGCACCAGCGAAUGGUAUGGUACAUUUCCACUGGUGCAAAGCGCCAAUUAGUUCGCCGUUUAAAGAAAUGAUACAAGACCUUAUGAAUGGUCUACUCCAAUCCAGUGACCCACUUGCGAGUUACACUUGUGAUCACAGGAAAGUGACUAACGAUCCACAAACAACCCAAGAUACCCCUCAAGGUUUGACUUCAAGAUCUAGAUAUACCCCUCAAGGCUCGAUUUCAAGGUCCAAAAAUACCCCUCAAAGUACUUUAAUAUCCAAAAAUACUACUAAAAGUACUUCAAAAUCCAAAGAUACCCCUCAACGUCCAACUUCUCCGAAGGAUUGUCUCCAAGAGCUUUCUGAACUGUUCAUUUUCCCGAUUGAAGAAGAAUUAAUUAACAUGCCAGACUUAAGUAGCCAUGAUCUAGUCAUCAUAAACAGUUCAUUCCUGAGUAUGAUUCCAUUUACGGACCUUCACACCUCAACUGGUAACACUUUAGCAGAUCUUGCAAAUUCACUUCAACUUCUACCGUGUAUUUCUGUUCUCAAAAACGUAGAACAGAACAACGAGGAUUCUCCGAAAGGGAUAAGCAUUAUCGGAAAUCCUGAAAUAAAAUUCCCGGAAAUGCUAGCAGGAUUUCACAGUCAUGUGCAACCAGAUUUCUUGGAAAGAGAGAUCAACGACGUUGCCAUUCUGUUAGGAACGGUACCGGACGUCGGUGCGUUCGCAACUAAGGAACAUUUUUUCAGUGAAUUUAGUUCCUGUAGUCUUAUGCAUUUGUCCACCUAUGGGUCUCAUGAGCAAGGGACUAUUACCCUGGCACCAAUCGCCGAUAUUGAUCCGCGUGUAGUCGCGAGUGGAGUCGCACGGGAUCC
Molecule: messenger RNA, 5860 nt
Organism: Paramuricea clavata
Lineage: Eukaryota; Metazoa; Cnidaria; Anthozoa; Malacalcyonacea; Plexauridae
Source: the annotation of a GenBank genome assembly